Molecule: messenger RNA, 8565 nt
Organism: Melospiza georgiana
Lineage: Eukaryota; Metazoa; Chordata; Aves; Passeriformes; Passerellidae
Gene: ADAMTS5
Product: ADAM metallopeptidase with thrombospondin type 1 motif 5
Exons: 8
Coding region: 1-2538 (845 amino acids)
Biological process (GO): proteolysis; extracellular matrix organization
Cellular component (GO): extracellular matrix
Molecular function (GO): metalloendopeptidase activity
Source: RefSeq, a predicted model, not a curated record
AUGCUGCCGGCGCUGCUGUGGCUGCUGCUGGCCGCCCGUGCCGCCCGUGCCGCGCCGCCGCCGCCCGCACCUGCCGAGCCCGGCGCGCCGCCCGCCCGGCCCCCCGCCCCCGGGCCGCCCCGCGGGGCCGUGCGGCGCCUCGACCCGACCUACGCGGGGGGCGGCAGGGCGGGCUACGUGCUCUACGCCGGGGGACAGCGCUUCCUGCUCGACCUGGAGCGCGACGGGCCGCGCUGCCACUACCGCGGCACGGUGGACGGCAGCCCGCGCUCGCUCGCCGUCUUCAACCUCUGCGGCGGCCUCGACGGCUUCUUCGCCGUGGGCAGCUCCCGCUACACCGUGCGCCCGGCGCGCCGCGCUCCGCACGCUGAGGCCGCGGCGCGGAUCUACGGCGAGGGCCCGGCCCGCGCCCCCCACGUCUUCCGCAGGGAGAGCUUCAGCUUCGAGACGGUGCCGGCCCGCACCAGCUGCGAGACCCGGGACCCCGCCAGGCCGGCGGGCGGGGACGGGCGGCGGCGGCGGCGGCGGCGCUCCGUGUCCCGGGCCCGGCAGGUGGAGCUGCUGCUGGUGGCCGACGCCUCCAUGGUGCGCAAGUACGGCAAGGGGCUGCAGCACUACCUGCUCACGCUGGCCUCCAUCGCCUCCCGGCUCUACGCGCACGCCAGCCUGGAGAACCACGUGCGGCUGGCCGUGGUGAAGGUGGUGGCGCUGGGCGACAAGGAGAAGGGGCUGGAGGUCACCAGGAACGCCGCCACCACGCUCAAGAACUUCUGCAAGUGGCAGCACCAGCACAACCGCCUCGACGACGACCACGAGGAGCACUACGACGCCGCCAUCCUCUUCACCCGCGAGGAUUUAUGUGGGCAUCAUUCCUGUGAUACCCUGGGAAUGGCAGACGUUGGGACCAUCUGCUCCCCCGAGCGCAGCUGCGCGGUGAUUGAGGACGACGGCCUCCACGCAGCCUUUACGGUGGCUCACGAAAUCGGGCACUUGCUUGGGCUUUCCCAUGAUGACUCCAAGUUCUGUGAGGAGAACUUUGGCUCCAUGGAGGACAAGCGCCUGAUGUCCUCCAUUCUGACCAGCAUUGAUGCCUCAAAACCCUGGUCCAAGUGCACUUCAGCAACUAUCACAGAGUUCUUUGAUGAUGGCCAUGGGAACUGCCUGCUGGACCAGCCCAGGAAGCACAUCGUGGGCCCCGAGGAGCUGCCGGGGCAGACGUACGACGCCAUCCGGCAGUGCAAGCUGGCGUUCGGCGCCGAGUACACCGUGUGCCCCGGCAUGGACGUGUGCUCGCGCCUCUGGUGCGCCGUGGUGCGCCAGGGACAGAUGGUCUGCCUCACCAAGAAGCUGCCCGCCGUCGAGGGAACGCCCUGUGGCAAGGGGAGGAUCUGCCUCCAAGGGAAGUGCGUGGACAAAACCAAGAAGAAGUACUACUCGGCCUCAAGCCAUGGCAACUGGGGAUCCUGGGGCCCCUGGGGCCAGUGCUCCCGUACCUGUGGGGGAGGAGUGCAGUUUGCCUACCGGCACUGCAACAACCCAGCCCCCAGGAACAACGGCAGGUACUGCACGGGCAAGCGGGCCAUCUACCGCUCCUGCAACGUCACGCCCUGUCCUGCCAAUGCUAAAUCCUUCCGACAAGAGCAGUGUGAAGCAAGAAAUGGCUAUCAGUCUGAUGCAAAGGGGGUCAAGACUUUUGUGGAAUGGGUCCCCAAGUAUGCUGGAGUACUGCCUGGAGAUGUCUGCAAGCUCACCUGCCGAGCCAAAGGAACCGGUUAUUAUGUGGUAUUUUCUCAGAAGGUCACCGAUGGCACCGAGUGUCGGCCCUACAGCAACUCGGUCUGCGUGCGAGGGAAGUGCGUCCGAACGGGCUGCGACGGCAUCAUCGGCUCCAAGCUCCAGUAUGACAAGUGUGGGGUGUGUGGAGGGGACAACUCCAGCUGCACAAAAGUCAUGGGAACCUUCACCAAAAAGAGCAAAGGCUACACGGACGUGGUGAAGAUCCCUGAAGGAGCGACCCACAUCAAGGUGCGGCAGUUCAAGAGCAAGGAGCAGAGCAGGUUCACGGCCUACCUGGCGCUGAAGAAGAAGAACGGGGAGUACCUGGUCAAUGGCAAGUACAUGAUCUCCACCUCGGAAACCAUCAUCGACAUCAACGGCACCGUCAUGAACUACAGCGGCUGGAGCCACAAGGACGACUUCCUGCACGCCAUGGGCCACUCGGCCACCAAGGAGAUCCUGAUCGUGCAGAUCCUGGCCACCGACCCCACGCAGCCCGUGGACGUGCGCUACAGCUUCUUCGUGCCAAAGAAGCAGGCCCAGCUGCCAAACUCCGUGCCCGGCGGCGGCGGCAAAGCGCCGGUGCCGGCGGCGCAGCCCCGCUGGGUGACGGGGCCCUGGCUCUCCUGCUCUCGAACGUGCGACACGGGCUGGCACACCAGGACUGUGCAGUGCAAGGAUGGGCACGGGAAACUGGCCAAGGGAUGUCUGCUCUCCCAGAGACCCUCAGCCUUCAAACAGUGCUUGCUGAAAAAGUGCUAACCUGUACCUGUGGUGCUGCUGAGCUGCUCUCCAGGAGGUUUGAGUAAGCCGCUGUUGGCGUGCUGGUGUCAGGUCUGCCCACACAGACAGGAGCAAAGGCUUCAAAGUACUUGUGUUCAGUCUCUAGUUAUGGGCAGAAUCUGCCUGUUUGGACCAAAUGAAGAUGUGCACUGCUUUAAAUAAUGGUAGGGUGGUCUAAAUACGUCAAAGAAAGUAAGGUUAAAGUUGUUAUAAGCCCUCUGUGUCUGCAAAAACGUAAAAUAAAAUAAUGCAAAAGAAGAAAAACUAGUGAAUGGAGGAUCCUGGGAUAUUUGAAGGUUACAGAAUCAUCUCCCCUUUUUUCACCUACCUCUACUACAGUAUGUCCUUAGGAAACGUCACAUGUCCCCAUGAUCCCACAGUAGCUUAUUUUAUACUGUUUUGUAAAUAAUUUUCAGUUGGUAUAUCACUUUAUAUCACUUCCUUCUAUUAAAGAAAUCAAAAGACAAACUACAUAAGCAAAAUGAUUGACCAAAGUAUAUCUGCAGCCCUUGUGGACUUGGUCCAUCCUUCAGAAGGGGCCACAGAUGUUUUACUGGAAAAUGAAGAGCUUGCUGCUGGUUUUAAAAAGUGAUACCUUUUGGUUUUGACAAAAGGAAAUACGUUUUCACGGUAGGAAUUUCCUGACAGUAUAUCAUUCAUGUCUGACAAACCCUGUGUUCCCACCCCAAAAUUCUCAGGAGGAGCCUUGCAGCUGCUUGCAGAGCAGGGAACCCCCAUUGCUCCAGCAGCAGGAGCAUCAGCAGCUCCUCCUCGAGUGUGUGUCAGGCGUGCAGCAGAGGAGGAGCUGGCUGCAGGAGGCGUUUGUGUAUGUACUCUGUGCUUGUAAAACUCCCUGGUUCCAGCUGUGUCACAGCCUGGCUCCUCGUUGUCACUGAGCAAGAGCUGCUCGAGCUGCUCCUCUCCAUCAAGCAAAGGCAUACUGUGCUUUGCAGAAAACUAGUUAGAGAACCCAAACUUACAGGUGAGGUAAUCAAGUGUCUUCUAACUCAGAUAUUCUGAGGCUGUGUUCAGCUGCUUUCUCUGGUAUUUUCUCUAUGGCUUCUGCCUUGAAUUUAACAAUGUGUAAUGUACCUACAUCUUUUCAAGAGGCUCUCAAGGUCAAAAAAAACACAGCAAGCAGUUAAUAUUUUAUCACUGUUUUGUCCAUUGUGUCUAACUCUGGUAUUCAUCUUACCAGCAAAAGUUUGUAACUAUUUGUCUUUUUUUUUUUUUUAUUGUUUUGUGUGUGUUUGGGGUUUUUUAAAGCUAUAGAAGGCAUUUAUGUUUUGUAUAUCUACAUUUAAGAGGAAGAGGGGUCACUAGGAAGUCAAACCACAUCAGGAUGUGGAGGACUUGUCCAAUAUCAAUAAGACUGUUUCCACAGCACAGGCAGUAGCUGGUGACAGUUUUCCUUGGCAGCAAUUCCUGAAUCCUGUUAUUGUCUUGUGGAAGUUCUGUCACUGAGGCUGGGCAUUUCACCUUGUGCAGGUGGAGGCCUGAGAGCAACCUUGGUAAAAUUACUCUCUAAUAUCAGCAGGCUUUGAGUUAGACCAUAAGAUAACAGGUACCAAAAUAAAUGGUAAAAAAACCGCUGAUGAACGUAGAACCCCACCUUUUACUCCUUUGUUCAUCCACACAGGAGAGCAGCAGACUGCAGGAGGAUUUUCAGACAAGCCUCAGCUGUAAGUCAGUGGUACUUGAGCACUGAAACACCUCAGGCUCUUCUGAAAAUCCCAGGCAUGAAAUCAGCAGGGAAAACUCACUGCAGUGUGGAGCAAGAAGGGCAGGUCUGACUCCAGGCUGACACAAACAUGUUUUUGCAACUGUGGCAUGUUUGUGUGAACUCUAAAAAAUCAUGUGAUGAUUUCAAAACAGCAUAGAGUUGCUACAUCUACAACUGUGAAAUCUGGAGAAGGAUCUGGUUUUUUACCCUGUUUUAAAUAAACAGUACCAAGGGCAGGGCCUCCUCCUCUGUUAAAUGGAUUGCCAACAAAUGUUAUUAAUCAGCUUUCAGAAAUGGUGUGGCCUUCUGUUCAGAAGUAGAUCCUGUGCAAAACGAUGCAUCUUGAUGAAUACUCCCCAUUUAUUCUUGAUCCCAAUCUAAGAACUGAGAUCAAGGCUCGGAUGAUUUGCAGAGUGUUAAAAACUAAACAUGUAUGCCUCCUCUGCCUGUUAAAAUAAGAUCACUUUGAAAUGCCUUUUUUUUCCUUCUAAGCAAUCUAAUUUUGAUGCUUAUAUAUGUAUUACACAUGUUGUAGAACCUCUCCAAAAAGUCCAUAACAAAUAGAAACCAUCAUGAGAGGAAAAAGAUCAGGAGAUUGAAUGUGUCUCAGCAUAGACAACAUUUGUCUCAGCAUACAGCUGCUGCAUUAAGUGGUGUUUGUGUUCUGUCAUAAUAGAGACAGAAUGUGCAAGUAUUUGUGUUUGCAUCAUGGUAAUAAUUUAUUAUAUAUUCAGCAGGCUGAGUAAAGCUUUUGGAUGCUCUCUAGGCAUGCCAUAUGUGGGUGUGAAUUCAGAGCAUCCUUAGAUCAGGAGUAUCUUUUAAAAAUGAAAGAGUUUAUUUAGAAAUAAAUAUGAGAACAAACCACUGCAGUGAUUUUCACCAGUGUGGCAAUGAAACAAGUUCACACAAGCAAAGAUGUGAGGAGGCAAAGGGGACAGACCAAGGCAGGACCUGAAAAAUGUAAGAUAAAGGGGAAGCCAACACUUGCUUUUUCAGGUGCUCCUAAAUCAGAGUCCAGUUCCAAACCUCGCCUGUGGCAGUCAUGGCUGUCCCGUGUACCUGACGGAUGAGGAAUUGGUGCAAGGUCUGUUCUCAGCUGAAUCCUGUGUCACUCACACUGUGACAUCAUUGUUUACAUUUCUGCCCAGUGUUGCACAGCUGGAUUCAGAAAAUGCACCGAGGGGAUGGAAACCUGGAAUUCUGCUCUUGGCACAGCCAGGAACCAUCUCAGUGUUCAAUUCUCUCUGACUUUGGGACACACUUCCAGUGUCCAUAGGUGAAUUUGGACCCCUGAGCAUCAGUGGGGUUUUCAGCAUCUGCUUUUCAGGUAGGAUAUUCUCAUUAGGAAAAAGCCUGGCAUCUUUGGUUUGACUGUGUACAAGAAAUUAAGUUUAGCUGCCCUCCUGUGGAAACAGUUUUAUCACAAGGGGAAGAGGGAAUAAUCUUGUGGAUUAAUAACAACUGUUUAAAAAAAAAAAGCAACACAGCACUGAAAAAAAUAAAAUAAUUUAUUGUUUUUACAACUGGUAUGUGAAUGGAUGUAAUGAAUUUAUUUAUUCUUAUUUAACAGAGUACCAAUUGUGCAAAUUCUAUAUUUAAAAUGUUUUGCUAUCAUCUCUGUCUCUCUUUCUGGCUCUCUUUUAAUUUAUGCUUCGGGUUUGUGUUGAAAGUACACCUUGUGAGUUUACAUAAUAUAUGGCACUGGUCAUUUUUUUGUAUGAUUUUAUUUAGAAGACUUUCUGCAUGGAACAGGAGUAUACGUGUAUACACACAUGUGUAGAUGUAUAUUCUUUUUGCUGCCACCUUUUCCUUCAAGAAGUUGUAGCUUUUUAAUUCCAUGACACCUCGUGCUCCAAGCUCCUUGUUACACUUUAAAAAGCUCCCAACAAGCAAGUCCCAAAGGUCUGCAGACCAAAAAAGCCCUGAGUGGCUCCUGAAGAGUUCACAAAACAGAUUGGUGUCUCAAAGGCACGAGCAGGUCGUGCUGGAGGCCUCAGUGAUUGACCCCCAAAGCUGAUCCUACCCCUUGCUUUAAUUGUAGCAGAAUUUCAGUAACUGGGAGUUGUCUCCAUGGGAGUGAAGUUCCUCUGAGUUGCCAGCACUUUUCACUCAUGCAGCUUCUUAGGUUUAAUUGACAACACUAAAGAGAAAACUCCUGGGUGUCUCUAUAAAAUAGCUUGACAAACAUAUGGUUUAUGAGGACUGAACCAUUAAAAAAGCUGUUUUUUCUAUGUUAUCACUGUUUAUAUACAUAUAUAAAUAUGUAUAUACGGGGCUAUAAAAAGUCAAAAGCCCAAAUUGGAAGGCUUUGCAAUGUUUUAUUUAAUUGUGUUUCAGCUCUUUGCACCACAUCAGGCAAAAUUAGAUUUUAAAAAACCAGCAAAGCAUGUUUCCAUGAGAAUAAUACCUGUUUUUCUUCCAGUUCAGCUAGUGCAAACCUCAAGGGAACUAGAAUUGUGUGCAGUGUGAGGGGAAGAAUGUGAUGUGGACAAACCUCCAGCUUUUCUGCAGUAAGUUCAUUGACCAACACAAAUGACUCUGCAAGGGCAGUACCACAGCCUGCACAUAAACACUUCCACACUGCUGGAAGUCACCUUGCUCCGGUGUUCUCCUGAAUUAAAUUCCAGUUCAGCCUCUCUUCUGCCACCCAGGCACUGCCCAAGGCCAGUCAGCCUCGAGGCUUUGGAGGAAUUAGGGAAGGCCCAAUCCAAAACACAAGCCUGGGCUUUGAUUAUUUUAAGGGCAGGCUUUGAACAGGGUUUAUCAUUAAUUGUGGGCUUUCAGCAGUAAGUUCAGGUGAAUGUUUCUCCUCACGCCAUGCUGUUGUCACUGAGGAAGUGGAGCCUAUAGCAAGAGGCAAAAUUGGAUUCUCUGGGCAUAGGCUGGAAUUUUCAGGAAAAAAGAAAGUUACAUGGUUUGGAGGAUUUUUGCCCUAUUUUUCAUGAAGUCAUUUGAUUUUUAUAGAGCUGCCAGAGUGCCUCACUGUAUUCAUACUUACCACAUUCAACAUUUUCAAGGGCUUUUUUCCUAUGGGUGCCCUUAUAUUAACUUAUGUAGUUAAUAUAUAGUUCAAUUACAUAGUUCAAUUCUUGUAUCAAACAGCAUUGCAAAUGCAGAUACUUCUGGUUCAUUACAUGCACCAGAAAUGUCUUUUAAUGCAAGAGAGAUAAUUGGGUCCUCAGCUGGCACCCCAAAAGGGGCUUUGGGGCUUAGAAGGUUUAACCACAAGCACAAGUUUUCAGUGAUAAAGUUUGAAAAGCCCUAAACACAGGUGAGUGGUGUAAGAGCUCCUCCCCACACCACACCAAACAUCCCAACACCAUCCCACUGCUCUGCACUCUGUGAGUCACAGGACAAAACUCACAGCAUCUUUUGCUGUGGAAGUUGUGUGUGGAGCUUAGAGUCAGUGUAAGGACAGUAAAAUUCUCUCCACAAACACCAGUCUGGCACAGAUCGUGUUCAGACACCCGUGGCUAAGUGCAGGUGCAUAUUCUGUGUGUGUGCUUGUCUGUGUGAGUACUUGGGUUUCCAUAACUCCCACUCCCAGGGGGAAAAAAGUUACACUGGGUUUAGUAAUGCCUACAUAAAUUUAGAGUUACUUCAUGGCAUCAUUUGGCUUUGCUAGAGGUGCUUCAGACUUACACCACUGUGACAGCAUAGUUUUUUCUUUAUUUAUAGUAGCUGGUUUACACAAUUUAUCAUGUGAACUGUGAAAUCUGCAAAUAGGUUAUCUUAUGAAAUAUAGUGACAGGCAUACAGGCAUUGUUAAAAUCCCAUCAGAUACAGGAAAUAUGCUGAAUUAAGUAAGUUGGAGACAGGGUAUAAUUCUGUAGAGCAAUAAAUUUAACUUCUAUUGCCAGGUCAUCUGCUUAGCAUCAGAUAAGAGAAAAUUAACAAGGUAUUGCAGGCAAGACUAAGGGGAAAGCACAAAGUUUGGGUUUGCUUAGGUUGCUUCAUGUGCCUCUUUGUGCAGUGUCGGUGUCAGCAUAUUGUGGGAAGUCACUUUGUCACCUGGCUGAAAUACCAGUACCCUUUCAGAAACCAACACGUGUUACAAAACUUAUUUUACAUCCUAGUCUGUGUCUAAUCAGAGGGAGUUAAUAUUUUUAGAGCACCACUAUGUCAGCCAGUUUACAACAUAAAAAUAUGUUACACAAACUAUAAAUUCCUUUGAACUGAACUGUGCAAGGUCUACACUGUACAAUGACACACAGAAGGCCAAUAUUUUGUUUUGUAAACUAUUACAUAUGUAUAAUUUACCAGUUGUAAUCUUAAAACACUUG